Messenger RNA from Microdochium trichocladiopsis, 1215 nucleotides. RefSeq names its product kinase phosphorylation protein-domain-containing protein. NCBI's taxonomy places the organism in Eukaryota, Fungi, Ascomycota, Sordariomycetes, Xylariales, Microdochiaceae. The transcript has a single exon. The record is from RefSeq and is a predicted model, not a curated record. Bases 119 to 838 code for a protein of 239 amino acids.
CCUAACGCCGCCCAGUCACCAAUUUGCGCCAGCUUUUACCCAAAACAUUCGCCAUCGCCACUUUUCACCGAUUUGCAUCUGAAGCGCCUUUCCUGUAGCGCCUUGUACUUGCGGCACGAUGGAUUUGGUGUCGAGCAUCCGCAAGUCCGGAUCUCGAGGCGGUGUCAAUUUCAGCUGGGAUGACGUCGCCACCUCCCAGCAUCGGGAGAAUUACCUGGGACACAGUCUGAAGGCCCCCGUCGGACGAUGGCAACAAGGCCGCGACCUUUCUUGGUAUGCCAAAGGCGAGACUACAGAAGGCGACGGUUCUGAGACGCCAGAAGAGAAGGCGGCACGCGAACGGAAAGAGGAGAUCAAGCGGAUCAAAGAAGCCGAGGAGGAUGCUCUAGCCAAGGCGUUGGGACUCCCUGUAGCACCGCGGAACGCAACGGGCGCCAAUGCCAUAAGUGUACCAGGCAGUCGCGACACAUCUGGAGCUGCGGAUGCAACAUCCAAAACGCAAUCGGCGGAGAACGAUCGGGCCGACCGACCAUCCCGCAGACACCACGAGGACAGCGAAAGGCGGCACCGCAGGAGACAUAGGGAUAGGAGUCGCAGUAGGGACAGAGAUCGCGACCGAGACCGGGAACGGUCUCCAAGGAGGCGCGACCACCGCGAUGGGCGUGGCUCUCAUAGACACAGAGACGACGGAAGGGAUCACCGAAGAAGACGAAGCCGAAGUCGAGAAGACCGCAACCACCGGCACGGAGAGGAAAGGCGACGCGGCCCUAGGGACCAUGACCGGGAGCGGGAGCGGCCAGAGCGCAGAACAGGCGAUAGAACAGGCGGUCGCGAUUAAGACGGAAAAGCUGGAGUUCCUUUCAGGCUAGCAGUCCCUGGACUGGACACAGUCAUCAUGAUCGUCGCGAGAAAUAACACAACGUCGAGCUGCAGUCUCGGCCAUAUAAUGAUACUGUAAUAGAUGGGUUCUCCCUAGAAGUACCUAAACGCACGUGUGCUCGUACUUUGGCAUAGCUUAUAAGGCAUGAAGACUCAAUAGCAGCAUGUGCUAUUGCUUGGAUGCGCGAAUGCAGUCCCAACGGCAACAUCUAUAGCCCAGAUCGAGGAAUCGUGCCAGCAGGGGGCUUGUAAUCACUACCUUGAGGUCAACAGCAACACAUGUCAAAUGUUUCACCGAGCGAGGCACAUUGUCCUCACUUGCCACAGGGAGUGGCU